This is a messenger RNA of Aspergillus campestris IBT 28561, 2972 nucleotides long. RefSeq lists its product as uncharacterized. Lineage: Eukaryota; Fungi; Ascomycota; Eurotiomycetes; Eurotiales; Aspergillaceae. The record is from RefSeq and is a predicted model, not a curated record. The transcript has a single exon. Bases 175 to 2919 code for a protein of 914 amino acids.
CAGCUUGCAUGAUUUUCCUAGCCUGAUUUGAUUUUUUACCUCUCUCUAUCGCUUUUCUCUUGCUGUUUUUGAAAUAACAGAUUGAGUCUUUCAAAAACAGAUUAAGAAUUCUGCUUUGCUACUAUAUCAAAAGCGCCUUCAACAAGAAUUGGCAAAUCAUCUCACUCCAAUACAAUGACAUCAAGCUCCGCCCUCCCCCAAACCCUCCACUCCAUAACAAGCACCAAAAUCAACGAACUCUCCAAACAGCGCAUUCUCUUCGAAAAACGGAAAGGCGAAAUCCUCCACCUCGCAGCCAACACCCCCGACCUCCGCUCCAAAGCCCAGGUGCUCCUCGAAGGCGUCACCAAGCUCAAGGGCUACCCCGGCGAUGCCUUCGACCAGGAAGAUCAAGAUCAAGACCUUGAUCUGAGCGACACAGAUGACGACGAGGCUGCCGUGCAGAACGGCACCCCGCGUGCGACACAUGCCAAUAUUCGUCGGUUCCUCCUGCAGAGUCGGUACGAUCCGUCUGUUUCGGAGAGGAGCCUGGGGAACUGGAUUGGGCAGCUGGAGCAGGAGUUGCGGUUUUUGCAGCUGAGGCAUGAGCAUGCCGCUUUUUAUAGUGAGCUUGUGACGGAGUGGUUGGCGGAUUUGCAGAGCGGGUCUGAGGCUGCGCCGCAGAGUGAUGCUGGCGAUGGGGAGUCGGCCGAGUUUGAGCAGGUGGGACGCGCGGAGAUGCAUGAGCAGCGGGCGAUGUGGGAGAGUUUGGCGUUUAAGGAGGCGGAUGUAGACCAGGGUGCUAUCCGUGCGUAUCUGGAUUCGCUGUUCGCGAAGACGAACCUGUCGCGGCAGGCGCUGAAGACUCUCCGCGAGAGUAUCAGGUCGUUUGGGACGGAGAUGACCGCCAAGAGGACGUGGUUUACGAUCGGUGAGCUGGAAUGGGUGUCGCAGGCGCUGCUCAAGUCCGACCUUCUCACCAAGGAGAAAACGGAGAUUCUGAAAGAGUUCAUGCGGAACCCCUCCGUCGCCCAGGAGGUCGUCGACGUGCUCAACAUGCGUCUUGCGUCUCUGGAGAGCUGGGGUUGGCCCGCCGAGGGCAUUCCCUUGGAGAUGCGCCGCCAGCUGAACGGGAAAUACAGGGUUUUCAUGGAUGAGGAUUUGCUGGAUGCGCUUAUGUUCCAGUACCUUGGUCUCAAGUGGGCUGUCGCUUUUCGCUCCGCCUUUGAGACCUUUCUCUCCAGCCCCGCGUGGACGAACGCCCGCGAGCACAUCCCGAGAGCGUAUCGGGAUCGGCGUAAAUACUUCCUCGACGACGCUUCUGCCACCACGUGUAUCAACGACCACCGCCAGGAAACCUACAAGAAGGACUACUUCAUGGCGCAGCUUCCGGCCUCCGUCGAAGCGGGGGUGCCGCAAUACGGCGAUGACGACGGCAAUGAAGACGACAAGCCGAUGAAUGCUCUGGAUACCAAGCACUCCCUGCUACAUCUCUUGGUCACCGAGUCCAUUCUGCAGACCACUCUGCACGGCGAGUUUACGGUAGUUCGGUCGGACUUCAAAUGGUUUGGGCCUUCUCUGCCGCAUCCCACAAUGCUGACGGUGCUGGCCUAUUUCGGGGUCCCGGAGACCUGGCUCAACUUCUUCCGGACGUUCUUGGAAGCGCCGCUGAAAUUCACUCAGGACGGCCCUGAUGCCCCUGCCCAGGUGCGCAGGCGCGGAAUCCCCAUGUGCCAUGCCUUGUCCGAUUGUCUGGGCGAGGUUGUCCUCUUCUGUAUGGACUACACGGUGAAUCAGGCUACGGACGGGGCAUACCUCUACCGUCUCCACGAUGACUUCUGGUUCUGGGGAAGUGAGAAGACGUGCGUUACGGCGUGGGGUGCGAUGACUGAGUUUGCCCGCGUCGUGGGUCUGGAGUUCAACGAGGAAAAGACCGGCACAGCACGACUGCAAAAGACCAAAGGUGGUGACGAUGCGGCCCUUGAACAAAAGCCGCGAGAUACCCAAGUCCACCCGUCUCUCCCCGCGGGCGACAUCCGCUGGGGCUUCCUAAAGCUAGAUCCACACGAAGGGCGCUUCGUGAUCGACCAGGAGCAGGUCGAUACACACAUCGACGAACUGCGGCACCAGGUUUUGUCCUGCAACAGCGUGUUCGCGUGGGUCCAGGCCUGGAACAGCUACUUCGGGCGGUUUUUCACCAACAAUUUCGCUAAACCCGCCAGGUGCUUCGGGAGAGCGCAUAUCGACCUGGCCAUUGCCACCCUCAGUCGCAUCGAGCGGACCCUGUUCCCAGACAGCCCUGGGGGCGUCACAGACCACCUGCGGGGUAUGAUCGCCCAGCGCUUUAGUGUCACAGAUCUCCCCGAGGGGUUUUUCUUCUUCCCCGUCGAGCUCGGGGGGAUGGGGCUGGUGAACCCGUAUAUUCCUUUCCUCGCUAUGCGGGAGAAUAUCAAGCAGACGCCGCAAGGUCACUUGCGCAAGGCCUUCGUGCGAGAUGAGGCGCUUUACCAGUCCGACAAGGAAGUCUUCGAGAAGAACGGGCCGGCGCUGGCCGCCCUCGCUAGUACGCUCGACAUAAAGGAUCAGAAUUUCUUGUCCUUGGAUGAGUACAUGCAGUACGCGGAGUCGUACAGUACCUCGCUACUGAGCGCAUACAGGGAUCUGAUAUCGGUGCCUGCGGAGAUCAGUAUCAACCAGACGACGGAACUGCGCCGCAACCAGAUGUCAUUGGAUGAGGCGGUGACAGGCGACAGCACCCACAACAGCUACAUCAUAUCGGAUGAAUGGUACGGUAUGUCUUCGUACUGGCAGUGGACGGCAGAACUGUACCAGACGGAGAUGGUGCAGAAAUAUGGGGGUCUCGCGGCUGUCAACAGGGAGUUCAUGCCGCUGGGCGUGGUAAAGACGUUGAAGGAGGGGAAAUUCCGAUGGCGUGGUUGAUUUGCAGAAUUAUCUAGCGAUGGUUUGGGAUACUCUUUGAUAGAGAUUACAAU